This is a messenger RNA of Symphalangus syndactylus (siamang), 4632 nucleotides long. It is a transcript of the gene LIMA1, whose product is annotated as LIM domain and actin binding 1. The record is from RefSeq and is a predicted model, not a curated record. Lineage: Eukaryota; Metazoa; Chordata; Mammalia; Primates; Hylobatidae.
GUUCUGGGUGGUCUGGAGAUUUGUGCAGCUUGUACCUGCACAAAUCUCCGGACCACUUAGUCUUUAAAUGGAGAAAACCUGUUCCUCCUUGAAAAGGACUUUAAUUUUUUUCUCAGAAGUCUUCCAAUCCAAGUAAUAAAAAUGACAAGAUCAUAAAAGUAAUAACAAAUAAUUAUUUAUGAAAUCUAAGGUGUCAUCAACUAUAGCUGUGCCACUAUUUUUGCAUCUCUAAGAAAAAAUGCUGAUUAAACUGAUCAGUGCUUAUUACAAACUUUUCUCACAUGUCACUCGUGUGCCAUGUAAAAUAAUUUUUCCUUAAAUGCCAAACAUAGUAUAAUCUUUUAAAAGACAUUUUUAAGUGGCAUUUAAAACAUAUAAUAAUAGCUGUGUGCUGUGGCUCAAGCCUGUAAUCCCAGCACUUUGGAAGGCUGAGGCAGGCAGAUCACGUGAGGUCAAGAGUUCGAGACCAGCCUGGCCAACAUGGUGAAACCCUGUCUUUAGUAAAAAUACAAAAAUUAGCCGGGCAUGGUGGCACAUGCCUGUAAUCUUAGCUACCUGAGAGGCUGGGGUAGGAGAAUGCUUGAACCAGGGAGGCAGAGAUUGCAGUGAGCCGAGAUUGUGCCAUUGCACUCCAGCCUGGGCAACAAGAGCGAAACUCUGUCUCAAACAAAACAAAACCAUGUAGUACCAUCAAAUACUUGUAACUGAGUUAAAAUGACAAUAUCAAUAACUUAUACUAAAUUCAACAUGUACAGGCAAUGUGACUAUCUCUCAACCAUUUGGCUGAGAACAAUUGUAAGAUAUCAGAGGCAUAAAUAUGGGAGGGGAAAUGUAUAUGUUGGAAUUAAUGCAUUGCUGUAUGGACUUAACUAAUUUCAAAAUGUUUUUACACAUGAUUACAUUUAAUCUUCCCGGCAAUCCUGAAAGUAGAUUGUAACUUCUUUCUAGAUAAGGAAACUGAGGCUUAGAGAAAUUAAGUCACUUGCCGGAGAUCACAGUUAAUAAGCAGCAAAACUGGGGCUUAAAGCCCAGACUUUCUGCUCUAUCCAAUUGUUUCAGCAUUUGACCUUAUCCACGGGGAUCCUGUUGUUAUAUCAGAGCAGAUGACUGGAAUGGCUGCAGAAGUGAGGUCUGCUCUGAUUUACAGCUUCUUCUGAUAGAGUUGAUUAAAAGCAACUGCUGGCAGAAAUAGGUACCAGAAAGCAGCUGAAGAAACAAACAUGGAGAAGAAGAGAAGUAACACCGAAAAUCUCCCCCAGCACUUUAGAAAGGGGACCCUGACUGUGUUAAAGAAGAAGUGGGAGAACCCAGGGCUGGGAUCAGAGUCUCACACAGACUCUCUACGGAACAGCAGCACUGAGAUUAGGCACAGAGCGGACCAUCCUCCUGCUGAAGUGACAAGCCACGCUGCGUCUGGAGCCAAAGCUGACCAAGAAGAACAAAUCCACCCCAGAUCUAGAUUCAGGUCACCUCCUGAAGCCCUUGUUCAGGGUCGAUAUCCCCACAUCAAGGACGGUGAGGAUCUUAAAGACCACUCAACAGAAAGUAAAAAAAUGGAAAAUUGUCUAGGAGAAUCCAGGCAUGAAGUAGAAAAAUCAGAAAUCAGUGAAAACACAGAAGCUUCAGGCAAAAUAGAGAAAUAUAAUGUUCCGCUAAACAGGCUUAAGAUGAUGUUUGAGAAAGGUGAACCAACUCAAACUAAGAUUCUCUGGGCCCAAAGCCGAAGUGCAAGUGGAAGGAAGAUCUCUGAAAACAGCUAUUCUCUAGAUGACCUGGAAAUAGGCCCAGGUCAGUUGUCAUCUUCUACAUUUGACUCGGAGAAAAAUGAGAGUAGGCGAAAUCUGGAACUUCCACGCCUCUCAGAAACCUCUAUAAAGGAUCGAAUGGCUAAGUACCAGGCAGCUGUGUCCAAACAAAGCAGCUCAACCAGCUAUACAAAUGAGUUGAAAGCCAGUGGUGGCGAAAUCAAAAUUCAUAAAAUGGAGCAAAAGGAGAAUGUGCCUCCAGGUCCUGAGGUCUGCAUCACCCAUCAGGAAGGAGAAAAGAUUUCUGCAAAUGAGAAUAGCCUGGCAGUCCGUUCCACCCCUGCUGAAGAUGACUCCCCAGGUGACUCCCAGGUUAAGAGUGAAGUUCAACAGCCUGUCCAUCCCAAGCCACUAAGUCCAGAUUCCAGAGCCUCCAGUCUUUCUGAAAGUUCUCCUCCCAAAGCAAUAAAGAAGUUUCAGGCACCUGCAAGAGAGACCUGCGUGGAAUGUCAGAAGACAGUCUAUCCAAUGGAGCGUCUCUUGGCCAACCAGCAGGUGUUUCACAUCAGCUGCUUCCGUUGCUCCUAUUGCAACAACAAACUCAGUCUAGGAACAUAUGCAUCUUUACACGGAAGAAUCUAUUGUAAGCCUCACUUCAAUCAACUCUUUAAAUCUAAGGGCAACUAUGAUGAAGGCUUUGGGCACAGACCACACAAGGAUCUAUGGUCAAGCAAAAAUGAAAACGAAGAGAUUUUGGAGAGACCAGCCCAGCUUGCAAAUGCAAGGGAGACCCCUCACAGCCCAGGGGUAGAAGAUGCCCCUAUUGCUAAGGUGGGUGUCCUGGCUGCAAGUAUGGAAGCCAAGGCCUCCUCUCAGCAGGAGAAGGAAGACAAGCCAGCUGAAACCAAGAAGCUGAGGAUCGCCUGGCCACCCCCCACUGAACUUGGAAGUUCAGGAAGUGCCUUGGAGGAAGGGAUCAAAGUGUCAAAGCCCAAAUGGCCUCCUGAAGACGAAAUCAGCAAGCCUGAAGUUCCUGAGGAUGUCGAUCUGGAUCUGAAGAAGCUAAGACGAUCUUCUUCACUGAAGGAAAGAAGCCGCCCAUUCACUGUAGCAGCUUCAUUUCAAAGCACCUCUGUCAAGAGCCCAAAAACUGUGUCCCCACCUAUCAGGAAAGGCUGGAGCGUGUCAGAGCAGAGUGAAGAGUCUGUGGGUGGAAGAGUUGCAGAAAGGAAACAGGUGGAAAAUGCCAAGGCUUCUAAGAAGAAUGGGAGUGUGGGAAAAAUAACCUGGCAAAACAAGGAAUCUGAAGGAGGAGAGACAGGGAAGAGAAGUAAGGAAGGUCCUAGUUUGGAGAUGGAGAAUGAGAAUCUUGUAGAAAAUGGUGCAGACUCCGAUGAAGAUAACAGUUUCCUCAAACAACAAUCUCCACAAGAACCCAGGUCUCCAAAUUGGUCGAGUUUUGUAGACAACACGUUUGCUGAAGAAUUCACUACUCAGAAUCAGAAAUCCCAGGAUGUGGAACUCUGGGAGGGAGAAGUGGUCAAAGAGCUCUCUGUGGAGGAACAGAUAAAGAGAAAUCGGUAUUAUGAUGAGGAUGAGGAUGAAGAGUGACAAAUUGCAAUGAUGCUGGGCCUUAAAUUCAUGUUAGUGUUAGGGAGCCGCUGCCCUUUGUCAAAGUGUGAUGCACAUAAGCAGGUAUCCCAGCAUGAAAUGUAAUUUACUUGGAAGUAACUUUGGAAAAGAAUUCCUUCUUAAAAUCAAAAACAAACAAAAAAAAACCCACAAAAAACACAUUCUAAAUGCUAGAGAUAACUUAAAUUCUUCAUUUUAGCAGUGAUGAUAUGCGUAAGUGCUGUAAGGGCUUAUAACUGGGGAAAUAUUCCACCUGAUAAUAGCCCAGAUUCUACUGUAUUCCCAAAAGGCAAUAUUAAAGUAGAUCGAUGAUUAGUAGUAUAUUGUUACACACUAUUUUGGAAUUAGAGAACAUACAGAAGGAAUUUAGGGGCUUAAACAUUACGACUGAAUGCACUUUAGUAUAAAGGGCACAGUUUGUAUAUUUUUAAAUGAUUACCAAUUUAAUUUUUUAGUAUUUACCUGUUAAGAGAUUAUUUAGUCUUUAAAUUUUUUAGGUUAAUUUUCUUGCUGUGAUAUAUAGGAGGAAUUUACUACUUUAUGUCCUGCUCUCUAAACUAUAUCCUGAACUCGACGUCCUGAGGUAUAAUACAACGGAGCACUUUUUGAGGCAAUUGAAAAACCAACCUACACUCUUCGGUGCUUGGAGAGAUCUGCUGUCUCCCAAAUAAGCUUUUGUAUCUGCCAAUGAAUUUACUGUACUCCAAAUGAUUGCUUUCUUUUCUGGUGAUAUCUGUGCUUCUCCUAAUUUACUGAAACCUGCAAUAUUUUAGUAAUACCUUUGGGAUCACUGUCGCCCAUCUUCCGUGUUAGAGCAAGUGAAGAGUUUAAAGGAGGAAUAAGAAAGAAGUGUCUUACGCCACUGGAGCUCAGACCUCUAAACCCUGUAUUUCCCUUGUGAUGUCCCCUUUUUGAGACACUAAUUUUUAAAUACUUAUUAGCUCUGAAAUAUAUUGAUUUUUAUCACAGUAUUCCCAGGGUGAAAUUAAACCAACUAUAGGCCUUUUUCUUGGGAUGAUUUUCUAGUCUUAAGGUUUGGGGACAUUAUAAACUUGAGUACAUUUGUUGUACACAGUUGAUAUUCCAAACUGUAUGGAUGGGAGGGAAGAGGUGUCUUAAGCUGUAGGCUUUUCUUUGUACUGCAUUUAUAGAGAUUUAGCUUUAAUAUUUUUUAGAGAUAUAAAACAUUCUGCUUUCUUAGUCUUGCUUAGUCUGAAACAUUUUUAUUCAAUAAAGAUUUUAAUUAAAAUUUGAA